Molecule: messenger RNA, 1151 nt
Organism: Nanorana parkeri
Lineage: Eukaryota; Metazoa; Chordata; Amphibia; Anura; Dicroglossidae
Gene: SCG5
Product: secretogranin V
Exons: 6
Coding region: 103-744 (213 amino acids)
Biological process (GO): regulation of hormone secretion; neuropeptide signaling pathway
Cellular component (GO): secretory granule
Molecular function (GO): enzyme regulator activity
Source: RefSeq, a predicted model, not a curated record
ACUAGCUCUCCGCCCACAUCUCUGCUCCAUCUCCAUCCAUCCUCUCUCCCUCCUCCCAGCUGCUCUCAGUUCCCAUUCUGCAUCUCGCAGCUGUCAUCCUCCAUGUUUGUGACCAUGAAAUACAAUGACGCCGUCCCUUUGGUCUAUCCCUUGGUGGUAUUGCUGGUGUGUGGGCUGAAUCCAUCAUUUGGUCACAGUCCACGAAGCCCUGAUCGUGUGUCAGAAGCGGAUAUUCAACGUUUGCUUCACGGAGUAAUGGAAGAGCUAGGCAUCGCCAGGCCUAGAGUGGAAUAUCCUGCGCACCAGGCCAUGAACCUUGUUGGCCCACAAAGCAUUGAAGGUGGUGCUCAUGAGGGCCUUCAGCACUUGGGACCAUAUGGCAACAUCCCCAAUAUUGUAGCUGAACUUACAGGGGACAACAUUCCUAAAGAUUUCCGAGAAGAUAAAGGAUAUCCAAACCCUCCCAACCCAUGCCCUGUUGGAAAGACUGGUGAUGGUUGUUUGGAGAAUACACCAGACACAGCCCAGUUCAGCAAAGAAUACCAGCUGCACCAGAACCUAUAUGACCCAGAACACAACUAUCCAGGAGUAAAUAAGUGGAAUAAGAAGUUACUGUUUGAGAAGAUUAAGGGAACACCCCAGAGAAAGAAGCGGAUGGUGAAUCCAUACCUGCAGGGACAGAGACUGGACAAUGUUGUAGCCAAGAAGUCUGUUCCACAUUUCUCUGGUGAAGAAGAGGAAUAAGCAGAACCAAAUGAGUGAGCCGCCUUUGCUGUGAUCCAGCGUGGCGUCCUAUCUACUGCUCCAGAGCCCCACUGACUGGCAGCAUGUUUAUUAUUUAUAGACCUGUGAAUGGGAAACAGCUGGAUUUAUAACAUUAUGUUGUCAUAGAUAAUAAAAAAUAUAGACUUCUGCUUUCUGUUAAAUUAGGGGAACGGUAUCUUUUCUUGUGCUUUUUUUUCUGUGUGUCCUCAAGAGGAAGUUUAACCAAUUGGUUACUGCCAAACACUGUCAGUGUUAAGACAUAGAGAAAAAGUCAGUUCUCCUUUCCUUGAGUGAACCUGUGCCUGCCUGUAGAGAUGGCUCACUACUGUCUAGAAUCAGCAUUGUAUAUUAGAAAUAAGUGCAAUAAAGUCUUCACUUCAUAUGUG